ACAAAACAUACGUCAGAAUUUGUGAAUUUUUAAAAUGUCAGUUUUCAUUCUGUAUAAAAGAAAGAAAAAGAGUAGCAAAGUGUUAAUUUAGCAAAAACGAUGGCAUCAAUUUCGUUAUCGAUAUUAUUAUUCUCGAUUUUUUGGUUAAAUCUGGUUGAUUCAAUUAUAUUCUAUCAAGGUCAUACAACAGCUUGUGAUCAAUGUGAUCGUAUUUCAACAAAUUCUGUACGUAAUAUACUUUGUUGCACGAAAUUUAGCAAAUGUUGUUUACCAAAUAGCCUGGAUGAAUAUAAUGAACAAGUUAAAGCUGAAGAUGAUAUCUAUUAUGGCCGUCGUAGUAAAUCAAAUGCAAAUAAUAAUCGUCCAUCAUUAGCAUCACUUAUUAAUGAUGAAAUGAAUCGUAGAAUGAAAAAGAAAAAGAAACAAAGUAAUAACAAUAAUAGUCGAAAAAAUGAUAAAAAACGA
This is a messenger RNA of Dermatophagoides pteronyssinus (European house dust mite), 465 nucleotides long. RefSeq lists its product as uncharacterized. The record is from RefSeq and is a predicted model, not a curated record. NCBI's taxonomy places the organism in Eukaryota, Metazoa, Arthropoda, Arachnida, Sarcoptiformes, Pyroglyphidae.